CUCUAAUAACGCCGUUUGAAUCGGUCCAACUAUUCACAGCAAUCACAAUACCCCUUUUUUAUUUUCGUCUCUCUUUAUUGUCAUCCUUUUUUUCUCUCUAGGGUUUGUGAAUUUUUGUUCUUCUCCAUCAUCACCCUCACCUUCUCUCUCUCUCUAUCUAUCUAUCUAUCUCUGUUCAUUGAUGACGACUUCUGUGAAGAACAACUUCUUGCCUCCAGGCCUCGUCUCCAAUCUGCAGGAGGUCCUGCUCAACAGAAAGGGCGGCAGCGAAAACGACCCCUCCAAGAGCAACGAUGAAUCCACCCAGCCCUCUUCUUCUGAUGCUGUGGAGGCCAAUUCGGAUACCGAGUGUUCCAAGCCUGUUGUUCUGGUCACCAACGCCGAUGGUAUUGAAGCUCCGGGUCUGAAUUUUCUGGUUGAAGCUCUGGUUCGUGACGGCCUCUACAAUGUCCACGUCUGCGCUCCUCAAUCGGACAAAUCAGUGUCUGGUCAUUCUGUGACACUACGAGAAACUGUUGCUGUGACUUCUGCUGAAAUUAACGGGGCUACGGCCUAUGAAGUUUCGGGAACUCCCGUGGAUUGUGUCUCACUGGCUUUAUCUGGGGCAUUGUUUUCCUGGUCAAAGCCUUUGCUGGUGAUUAGUGGAAUCAAUAGGGGUUCGUCUUGUGGUCAUCAUAUGUUUUACUCAGGUGUUGUUGCUGGAGCUAGAGAGGCAUUGUUUUGCGGUGUGCCAUCUAUGUCGAUAUCACUGAAUUGGAAGAAGGAUGAAAGCCAAGAAAGUGAUUUCAAGGAUGCAGUCACUGUCUGCUUACCAUUAAUAAAUGCAGCUAUAAGAGAUAUAGAGAAGGGAGUUUUCCCCAAAAGUUGUUUGCUGAAUAUAGAAAUUCCUGCCUCUCCUUUGACAAACAAGGGCUUCAAGUUGACCAAGCAAAGUCUCUGGAGAUCUACUCCGAGCUGGCAAGCUGUUUCCACUAACAGGCAUCCUGCAGGGUUCAUGUCUAAUCAACAAAGCUUGGGUAUCCAGCUUGCACAACUCAGUCGAGAUGCCUCUGCUGCUGGAGCAGCUCGCCGUUUGACCACUCAAAGGAAGAAUGUGGAAAUUGUUGAAUCAGUUGGAGUUGCAGGAAAAACUGAUUUUAAUCGUGUAAAGAAGUACUUCCGACUAGAGUUUGUUGACAAGGAGCAGGAAGGUUUGGACGAGGAUCUAGAUUUCAGAGCACUUGAAAAUGGAUUUGUUGCAGUCACACCUCUAUCUCUUUCUCAGCAUAACGAGUCAGACAUUCAUACGACUGCCUCAGAAUGGAUGAACGCUGCACUACAGCAUGGGGAGCAAUAAAGCUUUCCUGGACCAGCCUGAGCAGUGGCUUUGUACAUUUGAGGAGCAGUUCAGUUGAUGAUUUUAAUUAGCAAAAUUCAAAAUGUACGUCGAUUCUGAUUGGUGCUCUGUCUUGUUCUUUUCCUUAUUUAUUUCUUCGUUCUUUUCCCUCUUAACUCAGUUUUUUUUCUUAAUCUUCUAUUUUUGUUAUGGAGCAAAUGCUUCCCAUAAUAUGUUUGGCUGUUGUAACACGAUCCGUCUUCUUUGUUUCUUGAUACUGACAGAGUUGUGAGUUGGUCAGUCGGUCAGUCAGUCAGUUUGGAAGAACUGGGGUUGGGUUCUUUGCCCUCUAAAAAGAACAGAACAUUGGAUGGGGUGGGGCUUGUUUGUUUGUUUGGGUUGUAGUUGUUGAUAGAGUAUGUAAUUGAAACUGGCCGGGUCUGAUUUAUUUGAUCCAGAGCUUUGCUAGAAGGUUGUUGUUUCUUCUAUCAGAUAUACCAUGGAAAACAUUCUCCUAUUUUUAUCCUCAUUUGGUGUGUUUGGAACUUAAUAUUAUCAAAGGAUUCUCUCCUUUUAACAUUA
Molecule: messenger RNA, 1897 nt
Organism: Vitis riparia (riverbank grape)
Lineage: Eukaryota; Viridiplantae; Streptophyta; Magnoliopsida; Vitales; Vitaceae
Product: 5'-nucleotidase SurE
Exons: 10
Coding region: 182-1336 (384 amino acids)
Molecular function (GO): nucleotidase activity
Source: RefSeq, a predicted model, not a curated record